AUGAUACGUCAAAGGUCUCGUUAGAAAGAAUAGAAUAUUAAAUUCUAAAAAGGAUUUGAUAAAUUUUUAUAUUACUAAUGGAAAUUCCAUAAUAUAUUAUUAAAUAAAUUCGCAAUGGCGACAAAGGCUGCUACACCACCCUUGCAAAAGUCUGCUUCUUCGUCUGGAAAUGCAGCGAGUCUUCAGGUUUCAUUGCCUCAAAUGCUGGAUCUUGCUUUGGGUACACCCGAGGUGGGUGCUGUGAAUUUAAAUAUCCUUCACAACUUUCUUCAUGUUCUACUGCAUCAAAUUAAUUUACGAACAACAAAAGUGGAAUUUAGGGGUGAUGAUGCCAAUCGAAUGAAGACAAUAGUGGCUUCCCUGAGAGCUGGGCCAAGUUUGCAUCUACACGAAUACAAUAUUACUGAUGGUUCUGGAAGGGUAAAACAGCGAAUUCACAGUAAUGAAAAUUUGACAGUCAAUGUUGAUAUCUACACAGAUGCUGAGCCUCAAACCAAGCCUGGAAAAGGGGCUUCGAGUGCACCAUCCACAGCACGUAUUACCAAAUCUAAAUCAGAAUUAGAAAGUGGAACAGCUGUGAAAAAAGUUAAGGGGCUGAAACAACAAAUAAGUGGGGGAAUAGAGGGUGAAUUCGAAUCAGUUAUCUUUGUAGAACCAGUUAUAGAUGGAGCUACCCCCACUGCAUUGGGUUUCAAAAAGCUGGAGGAUUCCGUACAAAAACUUCAACAGCAGUUUCAAGCUCUUGAAGAGUUGUCCGCCAAUUCAGAGUUGAUAGAAAAAGUGAGAGGAAAUAGUACAGAUCCUCUGACAGAUAUGUGGCAAAUUAUUAACAUUAACAAGAGAUUAGAUGCAAGUGAGCAGGGAAUAAAUAAGUUAACAUCUAUUUUGCAAGAUAUCAUCAAAGGUGACAAAAUAGAAAUUCAAGGUGGAUCUGAUAUGUCAACAGAAUUAGCUGAAACUGAUCGCAGAUCAGCAGAUUUAGAAACGAAUCUUGCUAUUUUAUAUGAAGGGGAUAAUUUGAGUCCUCGAGAAAUUCAGGCAACAUCAGGAAAUAAAUUUAAUGAAUCAUUAGGACAUACUCAAAUAACAACAAAGGAUCCAUCUGAUAACGUUGAGAAAGAAAUUGCAACUCAAGAUUUGACCCAAAAUAAACUUAGUCAACGAUCUGUAACGGCGAGUAGAUCUGAAGGUGGUGCCAAAGGAAAUAACGAAGGAGGAGUACCUUUAAAAGAAACUAGGAGCAUCCCUGGAGACGCAGUGAAGAGGCCUAGCAUUACAAUGGAUCUUAAUGAGAUGCGUGGAGACCUAAGCAGUCUCAAAAAUGAUAUCUCUGCAGUUCGAAAACACAUUGCUGAUCUGCAGUUCAAGAUUGAAGAGUUACCUAGUGGUGCCAAUCCAGAAGCUGGAGAAUCUGGAACAGGUGCUAAGAAAGCUGUACCUGGAGGAGGAGCUAGUAAAAAAACAGAAGAUGGAGGUAUAAAAAAAGGAGAGAAAUCUUCAGCGGUAGAAACAGAAGCAGAAAGCGGAGACAAGACUGGAUCUUCUGCAGCUGCCAAUCAGCUUCCAAGAACGGAAGGAUCAACUGAACCUGAAAGUGGAACAAAUGCAGAAAUAUUAAAUCGUUGUUUGGAAACUGUUCAAAAUGUUGAAGCUAUGUAUGCAGUUGCAAUACCAGAAUUGAAUAAUAGAGUUCAAGAAUUAGAAAAAGAUGUGGCUCAACUUAUGGAGAGAGUGAACAACUCACCGAUGGGUGGAGUUGGUCCAGAAGGAGGUCUAAUUAUUAAUGAUCUUGUUACCAAGAUUCAAAAUAUUCAAUCUGAUAUGCAGACAUUGAAUGAGACGACGAAUAAGAUUCUAAAAGAAAAAGGAAAUCUUGAUACUCAAACAAUCGUUCUGCAGGAGCAAAUCGAACUAUUGAAAACUGUGAAAGCUGAUAAAGAAGACCUCGAGGAUGCUUUAGCUGAUAAGGCAGAUGCUAAGGCUGUUAAAAGAAAGGUCUCCUAUGAUCAAUUUGACGCAACUUGUGAUGACCUUACUCGUGGCCUUGAAGAAGCAAUUGCCAAAUUGAGUCAGCAAGAGUCGGUCUGGCAGCAAUCUUUACAUGAAAUUCAACAAGAAAUAGGAAGCAAACUCGAUAAGGUAGAAAUUUCACCUCUGAAGGAAUUUGUUGAUGAGAAAAUUAAAACCCUUCAAGAAAAACUGAAAGUAUUAGCUGAUAUGAGGCAGGAGAACGAAGCAGCUGGAACUAAAAAAAUGCUGAGAGAUGUACAAUGCUUAUCUUGUGACAAAAACGUGGUUAUGAGAAUGGAGGAAAGUACCAACAUUCGUCCGCCUCCCAUGUCUUGCAUGAAAAGCAUUAAACCAUACCUGACUUAUGAACUAAAUCAAAUCAGAAAGCAAAAAAAAUUGCCAAAAAGCAGAAAUAUGCAGCAGUUGGAAGCUGCUUUACAACAGGAAAGAAAAAUUAAAAUGAAGGAGAAAGCUCUUGUCAAAACUCCAAGAAAACAUUUAUAUAAUCGUUACUGUGGUGGAAGUCACACGGUAAUAACUCCACUGCAAAAAAUAAUGAGGAUCGGUAAUUUUAAUAAUCAAUGGGGACCUCAAGUGGUUCAACUUUCUGAAGGUUUUAUUGAAGGAUCUGAUGGGAAAAUGUAUCGAAGUCGACUUCUCGCUGGUGAAUAUGGGCCCAAAAAGCAAAUUUUUUGUGAACCUUGCGACAAUAGAUGUAAUAUUGAACAAUCCGGUGUUCAACGAAUUUCUAGUAUUCAACAAAAAUCUAAAGAGAAUCAUUCUCCUGUUGCGAAUCAAGAGAGCCCAACUGGUCAGAAGAGAGCUAGCAACGCAUCACUGGGCCAAGGAGAGAAAGUAUCCAAGAAACCAUCGAUUGUAGUUUCUCGAAGAUUUUCAAGGGAACUUUCUCAGAUACAAAUGCCUGAAGAACAAUCACCUCCUCCACCUUCCCCAUCAACGAGGGAACCAUCAUUAAUAAAAACCGUAAAUUUGGCUGAAGAUGCCAACAAUUUUUUCAGAAGUGAAUUUGAAGAAGAUGAAAUUGACGAACUUGAGGAAUGAGCUUUAUUCUAAAAUCAUUAGAAAAGUUAUUAAUUUAUUUGAAUCUUCUAAACAAAUUUACAUUCUUUUGACAAUAA
Belonocnema kinseyi is the source of this 3149-nucleotide messenger RNA. RefSeq lists its product as uncharacterized. The transcript is spliced from 17 exons. The record is from RefSeq and is a predicted model, not a curated record. The coding region runs from base 115 to 3072 and encodes 985 amino acids. NCBI's taxonomy places the organism in Eukaryota, Metazoa, Arthropoda, Insecta, Hymenoptera, Cynipidae.